Molecule: messenger RNA, 1176 nt
Organism: Penicillium brevicompactum
Lineage: Eukaryota; Fungi; Ascomycota; Eurotiomycetes; Eurotiales; Aspergillaceae
Product: PP2C family serine/threonine-protein phosphatase
Exons: 3
Coding region: 1-1176 (391 amino acids)
Biological process (GO): protein dephosphorylation
Molecular function (GO): protein serine/threonine phosphatase activity
Source: RefSeq, a predicted model, not a curated record
AUGAGUGACGCCCACAGAGACAACGUCGCACGCUUAGAAGGAAUCAAGAAGCAUAUCGCCUACGACUUCAAAUUCGCAAGUCAUCAACCCCUUUCCCUUGCAGAGGCCUCUGUGAAAUUGCGCGCGGAAGAAUCGACGACGAAAUCAGUUCAUCCAAUCUCUGGAAAGGAUAUCCAAACCGAUGUUUGCAGAAUCGCAAGUCUUUCCCCUGUCGAGGAUGAGUUCUCACACGGUGAGAUCGAAGUCAAGGAGGGGGAAAAGUGGCUUUAUUGGGGAGUUUUUGACGGCCAUUCCGGCUGGGCGACAGCAAAAGUCUUAAGCAGUAUAAUCGCCCGACGUGUCGCGCGUCACCUCGGCACACUCACAGAUGAAAGUAUUCGAGAUGUCGAAAGCGUCAUGUCAGCAUUCGAAUCAGCUUUUCUAGAACUUGACGAUGAGAUCACGUCGGACGGAAUUGAUGCAAUGAGCGACGACAUCCCCCAUGCAGAAGCCAUGUGUCGAAUUGCUCCUACUAGCUCCGGCUCCUGUGCUAGUCUUGUAUUCCUUGAUCCUGUUUCUUCGAUGCUAUAUGCAGCGUGCUCGGGGGAUUCCAGGGUUGUGAUGGGCCAGAGUAACAAGCCGGGGGCCGGAUGGACUGCGGUCGCGCUUUCCAAAGAUCAAACUGGCUCAAAUCCUGAUGAGGUUUCUCGCAUCAAUGCUGAACACCCGGGAGAGACCCCUAUUAAAGGAGGCUGUGUUCUUGGUUACUUCAAAGAUGACUAUUUGACCCCGCCCUACAUCACCGCAAAGCCGGCCAUGCAAAGUCUGAAUCUGGUGCCAGGCAGUUUUCUGAUCAUCGCUAGUGAUGGAUUCUGGAAUCACAUGGCCUCUGACGAUGAUGCAGUAUACUGCAUGGAGACGUGGCUAGAGGAUCAGAAGAAAGAGGAUAUGAGAGGUUCUGAUUGUACAGCCACCGAGGGAGAAAUUCCCAAAUCAUCUGGCUCAACUGGAUAUGCGUACAACUGGAACGUACCCAGAGAGAAAUUUGUCGUGGAAAAUGAAAAUGCAGCAACACAUCUGGUCAGAAAUGCAUUUGGUGGAUCUAACACUGAUUUGUUCUGCGGCAUGAUGAGUCUGAAGUCACCAGACUCAAAACAAGCUCGUGAUGACACAACAGUGAUAGUUGUCUUCUUUUAA